AUGAAAGCGCUCGGUGGGCGGGGAGGAGGCGAGUUAGCGCUGGCUUGGCUCAUCUGCUCCUCAGUGAAGCGUCUGGAGAAGCAGAGGAGAGCAGUCAUGGCUGAGAGCGAUUGGGACACUGUCACCGUCCUGAGGAAGAAGGGCCCGACCGCUGCCCAGGCCAAGUCGAAGCAGGCAAUAAUUGCAGCUCAGAGAAGAGGGGAAGAGGUGGAGACUUCCAAAAAAUGGGCUGCAGGACAGAAUAAGCAGCACACAAUAACCAAGAACACAGCCAAGCUGGACAGAGAAACAGAGGAACUGCACCACGACAGAGUGACAUUAGAAGUGGGAAAAGUCAUUUCGCAAGGCAGACAGAGUAAAGGCCUCACACAGAAAGACCUGGCCACUAAAAUUAAUGAGAAGCCACAAGUUAUUGCAGAUUAUGAGAGUGGAAAAGCUAUUCCCAGCAAUCAAGUCAUGGGAAAGAUUGAGAGAGCAAUUGGUAAGUCUCCAGUGUAUGCGUACGGUCUAGUAUGUUAUGUUGGAGCACCUUUAGGAGUAAAUGAAGAGCUGUCUGUUGCCUGUUAUAAUUCAAUGAUAUUCAUGUUCCUCUGA
Staurois parvus is the source of this 594-nucleotide messenger RNA. Lineage: Eukaryota; Metazoa; Chordata; Amphibia; Anura; Ranidae. The record is from the annotation of a GenBank genome assembly.